Molecule: messenger RNA, 3222 nt
Organism: Vombatus ursinus (common wombat)
Lineage: Eukaryota; Metazoa; Chordata; Mammalia; Diprotodontia; Vombatidae
Gene: FGF23
Product: fibroblast growth factor 23
Exons: 3
Coding region: 103-840 (245 amino acids)
Biological process (GO): positive regulation of gene expression; positive regulation of protein phosphorylation; regulation of cell migration
Cellular component (GO): cytoplasm
Molecular function (GO): growth factor activity; type 1 fibroblast growth factor receptor binding
Source: RefSeq, a predicted model, not a curated record
CUAAGUAUCCACAGGCAGGAAGAAAAGAGCUCUGAGCAGGCAGAAGUGAGGGAAAGUGUCUGAUUUCGACCCCUCCACCUCAGCCAUUCAGAGAACACCAAGAUGCCAGGGGGUUGCCUCAGACUCCUAUUCUGCGCCCUGUGCAGCUUGCGAGCCAUCCAAGCCUUCCCCAAUGCUUCCCCCCUGCUCAGCCUUGGCUGGGGGGGCCUGACUCACCUGUACACGGCCACAGCCAGGAACAGCUUCCACCUUCAGAUCCACAGAGAUGGCCACGUGGAUGGGUCUCCUCAUCAAACCAUCUAUAGUGCCUUGAUGAUCAGAUCAGAGGAUGCUGGGCUAGUCAUAAUAACUGGUGUGAUGAGCAGGAGGUAUCUCUGUAUGGACCUACGGGGCAAUGUCUUCGGAUCGCAUUUCUUCAACCCAGACAACUGCAGGUUCAAACACCGGACACUAGAAAAUGGAUAUGACGUCUAUCACUCUCCACAGAACAACUUCCUGAUCAGCCUUGGCAAGGCAAAGAGGGCCUUCCUGCCAGGCAUGAACCCACCCCCUUACUCCCAGUUUCUAUCUCGGAGGAAUGAGAUCCCCAUAAUUUACUUCAACACACCUGAACCCCAUCGACAUACCAGGAGCGCUGAGAACAGUCCUGACUUGGACCCAAUGAAUGUGCUGAAACCCCGACCAAGGGUGACUCCCUGCUCCCAGGAACUUCACAGUGCUGAAGAGAACAGUGUAGUAGAUGAUGACCCUUUAGAAGUACUCAGAAAUAGCAAUCGACUGAAGCCCUACCCUGGUAGGAUGAGUUUGGAAAGAUGCCUCCAUGUCCCCAAGGCUGCUUAACUGGACUACAAUAAAAUCCCUUUUAAGCAUCCCUGAUUCUUCUUGUUAGCAGCUAGCCCAUCUUUAAAGGGCCCAGAACUCUUUAAACCUUAAAGAACAAGGGAGAGAUCAACUAUUUCUUCCCCUUUCCUAUCUUAUGACCCUUAUGGGAAUUAAACCUGGAAUAGUGUGCUAAGACUUAGGACCUUAUCCCUAGCCUAAGUGGUAGAGUUCUGCUCUCUUUUGCAUCUCUGCACCUGACAUUCCAAUCAAGACCCUAAUGUGAAUGGUCUCCAUCUUCAAUCAACUGUUAGAGGCUUUGCCUUCAACAAGUUUUGACAUAUUAAUAGCAUCACUCCUGUGGCUUCCUCCAGUUUAAGAUAAAGGAUGGAAGAUGCUGGGUUGUGGGGGAGUAUACUGGCUGAAAAACAUACUAAGACUUGGUCCUAAAGUGGACAGCCAAACUUUGCCCAACUUGAAGCCACCCUUUGCUCUUCUGUGUUUAUAACCCUUUCAUCAUGCUCUUCCUCCUUUGCAAAUCAGGAUGAGAUCUGAAGCCUAAAAAUCCUUUGAUUCCCCAACCCCACAGAUAAUCUUGAGAUAUCACCUUAUAAACAGUCAUUUCUCUAUUUGCUUAUGACAAGUUACUAUCCUGAUAAGGUAAACCUUAAAUUCACUUAUCUUACUCCUUAAGCAACCCUUCUAAGAGGCACCCCUUGGGAGGUGUUUUUAAAAAAAUGAGUGAAAGUUGGUUAAUAUUGAAAAAUUAUAUCCAUGGUUGGUACCAAGAAGGUACCAGGAAACAUACCACAGUUCCCUGACAGGGUAACAUACAUUGCCAUUCAUUCCCUUAUUACAUCAUAGGCUAGGCCAGGGGGUCAUGUCCAAGCUUAGCAAAAGUCAGGCAAAGACAGAAGCUAAGACAUUUCCAGUCUUGAAAAUCAAAACACUCUAUGCACUUUUUGGAGGAACACUGGACCUUUGUAUUUUACCAGUCUACUAAUUUUUUUUUAAGCUGACCUUAAUUUGAGGCAAUUCAGUUCAGUCUACAGCUUCUCUUUACAAUAGGAAUAAAUGUGAACUCUUCAGAGAAAUCUUUAACAAACUUCCUCAUCCAGGGUUAGCAAUACUAUUCUGGAUGGCCAUAAAAAUGCUCAUGUGUACAGAGAGAAGGCAUUCAAGGUUUUCUGUGGCUCAGCAGAUGUCUGAGGGUCUUUCUCAAUGGCCAAUUUCAGUCUUGAAGUUGUUCUCUGAGUUCAGACCAGGCUGUGUAUCUCUGAUUCAAUUUGGUUCAUCAAAAAUUUAUUAAAUGACUCCUAUUUGUAAGGCAUUGUACUAAGCCUCAGGGAUACAAAAACAAAAGGAGUUUAAAUUCUAUUGAUAAUCAGUGGGAAAUCUGGAGAAAGAGUCAAAGAGGGUAAGGGAAUAUAAGACAGUGAGAUCCCUAUCUUUUUUCUUCUUAAUGGGCUAGGAAUGUGUGCUUUCUUUCCCUCCUGCUGCACUGGCUUAAGCAUUCCCUUAAAGGUGGAUUUCUUAAAACAUCACCCACCACCUUCCAUUAACUCCCAGUUUGCCGAGUCCCUUCACACUAAAAGCAUCACUUCUGUGACCUCCCUUAGCUUGAAGAUGAAGAAUGGAGGAUGGUGGGAAGGCGUACACUGGUUGUGAAACAACUAAGACUUGGUUCUAUGGUAGACAGACAAACUCUAGCCCACCCUGGGGCCAAUCUUUGCUUUUCUGUUGGAUCCAUACCAUUUCAUUACUCCCCUCCUCCUUUGCAAAUCAGGAUGAGACCUAUAAAGCUAGAAUCCUUUCAUUUUCCAACCCCAAAGGUAAUCCUGAGAAACUACCUGGUUAUCAGUCUUGGGCUAAUCUGUCUAGAAACAGUAAAUAAAAUAUCAGUCUAAGGAUGACCAUUAUUAGUCUUCACUUCCCCAAGGCUAUCCUGAUUUCUGGAUAUGAUGCCAAAAAAAAUUUAGUACAGGACACAAAAUAUGGAGAUUCUAGAAAUCUUGGACUUUGGGGCUAAACCCUCAUUUAUUAGGUCUUCUUGAUCCAGCCUUCCAUUUCUGACUUUGAAUCUUCCUACCUGGGGCCCCUCUCUCUUCUUCUAAAUCUUCCCCUAAGGUAGUCAGUGCAGACAAAUGAUAUCAAAUAGCACAACAGAUUCAGACAAGGCCUCACUCCUCUGUUUACUUUCCUUCAUUCCUAUCACAUUCUCACUAUUGGAGCCUGAAUCUUCUAUUACACUUUCUAGAGAAACAAGAGUCCUCUGAUUUUUUUUUCUUUUUAAGGUGAGCUUAAAGUCCCUACUCUGGAAUACACAACAAAACUAUGCACAACACUAAACAGCAGUGCACAGCAGAUUUUUAUUUUUGGUGCAGCAACUGGGGUUGACUUGCC